This is a messenger RNA of Brassicogethes aeneus, 497 nucleotides long. The record is from the annotation of a GenBank genome assembly. NCBI's taxonomy places the organism in Eukaryota, Metazoa, Arthropoda, Insecta, Coleoptera, Nitidulidae.
CAGGAACAAACCUAAAGUUAAAUUAGAGACUAAUUACCAGCUGUGUUUUGGAAUUUUUUUAUGACAAGUAAUUGUUUACGUUUUUAGGUUAGAAAUAUUAAUAAGUGUAAUAUGGGACAUAAACAUUCAAAGCAUAGAUCAAGACUGAGAUCAAGACCUGAGUGCACUGAAAUAGUGGAGAUUGAAUCAUCAGUGGCUGAAAUCAAACAUGAACAAGAAAAAUGCGAAAUCGAAUAUCCAGAAAAAUUGAAUAAAAUUAUAGACGCAGUGGAAAAAAUUAAAGGUGACAUAAAAAGUAUGUCGCAGGAUGACCUUGUAUUAUAUUUUGCGACCAUGAAAGAUGAGCUCCACAACAACUGGCGAUACACGUACGAGUUAAAUUUCGAAAAUUCCCUUUUAAUGGAGAAAAAGAAUGAAAUUAUAGACGACAUAAAGAAGCAUAUCGACUAUUUAAAUCGUAAAGUGUUGAAUAGAAGUUGUGUAGAGUUAUAGAAUAA